Molecule: messenger RNA, 1197 nt
Organism: Pan troglodytes (chimpanzee)
Lineage: Eukaryota; Metazoa; Chordata; Mammalia; Primates; Hominidae
Product: cytochrome P450 4F12-like
Exons: 7
Coding region: 1-822 (273 amino acids)
Molecular function (GO): heme binding; monooxygenase activity; oxidoreductase activity, acting on paired donors, with incorporation or reduction of molecular oxygen
Source: RefSeq, a predicted model, not a curated record
AUGGCCUACGGGGAUUGGCUGCCCCUGACUGCCCAGCCUAGCCCAGCCUUGCCUAGGAUGUCGCUGCUGAGCCUGUCCUGGCUGGGCCUCGGGCCGGUGGCAGCAUCCCCAAGGCUGCUCCUGCUGCUGUUCGGGGCCUCCUGGCUCCUGGCCCGUGUCCUGGCCUGGACCUACGCCUUCUAUGACAACUGCCCCCGCCUCCGGUGUUUCCAGCAGCCUCCAAAACGGAACUGCUUUUGGGGUCACCUGAGCCUGGACGUUGCCAUUCCCUCGUCUCCUCUGACCUUCGUGUGCCCCCGUGUCUCUGCUGUUGGCUCCUCACUAUGGGGAGAUCCCCCAUGGGAUGACCUGGCCCAGUUGCCCUUCCUGACCAUGUGCCUGAAGGAGAGCCUGCGGCUGCAUUCCCCAGUCUCCAGGAUCCACCGCUGCUGCCCCCAGGACGCGGUGCUCCCGGAUGGCCGGGUCAUCCCCAAAGGGAACACUUGCACCACCAGCAUCUUUGGGAUCCAUCACAACCCUUCAGUCUGGCCGGACCCUGAGGUCUAUGACCCCUUUCGCUUCGACCCAGAAAAUCUCCAGAAGACAUCACCUCUGGCUUUUAUUCCCUUCUCAGCAGGGCCCAGAGUCCCCACCCCCUCCCCCGGGAACUGCAUCGGCCAGACGUUCGCCAUGGCUGAGAUGAAGGUGGUCCUGGCGCUCACGCUGCUGCGCUUCCGCGUCCUGCCGGACCACGCGGAGCCCCGCAGGAAGUUGGAGCUGAUCGUGCGCGCGGAGGAUGGACUUUGGCUACGGGUGGAGCCCCUGAGCGCGGAUCUGCAGUGACCCACCACUGUCAGGUCUCAGAGCCACCCGCGCCCUCCUCAGGCACCUUUGCAGAUUCCGGGGAAUCAAUCUGUGCCUGAGUCCCACAGACAGCCAGCAGGGGGCGUCGGAGAACUGCAGGGAUCCAGGGCCUGGCGAGGGUAAGGCGCAGUGUUUCUGAGCCAAGACCCUGACAGCCUCUCUGGUUGAGCACAGUGGCCCCGUGCUGAGGGCGGGUUGUCCCAGAGCGCAGGUGGGGACAGUAUCCUGUGGGCGAUAGGGAGCCAUGGCGGGUGUUUGAGCAGGAGAGGGACCAGGGUUGAGGAGGCACCUAUGGGGCAGGUUUGAGGCUCUGAGUCACUGAGGAAAACCAGAGCGGCACUACAUCCCCGCCCC